ACUCAGGUCUCGCGUGGCUUUGCUAGCUGCUUGCUGCUCAACACCCAUGGCGACAUCAGUAUUCAGGCGGCGCAGUAUACGGGCGCUCACAGUUACCCUGCACGGUACUAGGAUAUUGCAAAGCCCUGCUGCAUGCAGACAAAAGUCAUCAAUGCAGAAUCUCAUGCGUCAAGAUUUGCCCAAGCUGGCUUACGUGAAGUUAAAAGGCAAAAGUCCAGGAGUCAUUUUCUUACCAGGCUUUGCAUCAGAUAUGUCUGGGCAGAAAGCACUAGCACUUGAGGACUUCUGCAAGUCUCUUGGACAUUCGUUUAUCAGAUUUGAUUACACUGGAUGUGGAAGUUCUGAGGGCGAUAUAAAAGAAUGCACUAUUGGAAAGUGGAAGAAGGAUGUGCUUUCUGUGCUUGAUGACCUGUCGGAAGGGCCUCAGAUAUUAGUUGGGUCAAGCAUGGGAGGAUGGCUUAUGCUCCAUGCUGCAUUGGCACGUCCAGAAAAGGUAGCGGCUCUUGUUGGUGUUGCUUCUGCAGCAGAUCAUUUUGUCACUGUUUACAACCAACUUCCUGCUGAGGAAAAGAAGGCUGUUGAAGAAAGCGGUGAAUUGAAAUUACCCUCGAAAUACGGUGAACAAGGCUUUUAUAGCAUUCCACAUUCCUUUAUUAAAGAAGCAGAAAACCACUGUUUGUUAAAUAGUCCCAUUGCUAUUACUUGCCCUGUUCGUCUCAUCCAUGGAUUGAAAGAUGAAGACGUCCCAUGGCAUGUGUCCAUGCAGAUCGCUGACCGUAUUCUCAGCACAGAUAUAGACAUUAUUCUUCGGAAGCAUGGUCAGCAUCGGAUGAGUGAGAAGGAUGACAUUAAACUUCUUGUCUAUACUGUUGACGAUUUAAUAGAUAAGCUGACAACUCUGAGAUAGGCUGGUGCCUUAACCAACCAAAUGAUUCAAUGUUAGACAAUAUCCAGGUCUUCCUCUUCUAAAGAGUAUUUGAAACUAGAAAAACACCUUGGCGUUUUCAUUUUAUAAUUAGUAUUAAAAAUGUACUAAACAUUAUUUACUUCUUUCCUACUGUUGUUCUUACAUAACUGUGAUUUUUUUUUUUUUUAUUUGAUUUGUACAGAACCAGAUCUUUAUAUAGACUAUAAACCUAAAUAUUUGUUCACUGGAAUAAAACAAAAUAAAUAUCUAACAUUA
Messenger RNA from Bombina bombina (fire-bellied toad), 1183 nucleotides. It is a transcript of the gene ABHD10, whose product is annotated as abhydrolase domain containing 10, depalmitoylase. The transcript has 5 exons. Gene Ontology annotation, cellular component: mitochondrion. Gene Ontology annotation, biological process: protein depalmitoylation. The record is from RefSeq and is a predicted model, not a curated record. Lineage: Eukaryota; Metazoa; Chordata; Amphibia; Anura; Bombinatoridae. Gene Ontology annotation, molecular function: hydrolase activity, hydrolyzing O-glycosyl compounds; palmitoyl-(protein) hydrolase activity. Bases 47 to 907 code for a protein of 286 amino acids.